Molecule: messenger RNA, 1494 nt
Organism: Callorhinchus milii (elephant shark)
Lineage: Eukaryota; Metazoa; Chordata; Chondrichthyes; Chimaeriformes; Callorhinchidae
Product: Ferritin light chain, oocyte isoform-like
Exons: 4
Coding region: 160-768 (202 amino acids)
Biological process (GO): iron ion transport; intracellular iron ion homeostasis
Cellular component (GO): cytoplasm
Molecular function (GO): ferrous iron binding; ferric iron binding
Source: RefSeq, a predicted model, not a curated record
CCGGAGGAAGCAACGAUUGAACUGGAAGAGGAACAAGCAGCAGAAUCUCAAGAGAGAGAGAGAGAGAGAGAGACGCCCUUCUGUUGGUCCAACUUCACCUUAUAAUUGUGUGUGUGUGUGAGUGUGAGUGUGGCUCCACUUUGAUUGCUGGUGCCCACGAUGGAGCCGAAGGAGAAGCGACCCAAGACGUGUCUGCCCAUCUGUGCUGCCCACCGGCUGGUCCCCGGGACCCGGGUCAGGCACAGCUACCCCCGGCGUGUGGAGGAGGCUGUGUGCGGACUCAUCGCGCUCCUCUACGAGGUGUCCUAUCGCUUCCAGGCUCUGAUGGAGCUUUUUCAACAAGAUGAUGUUGCUCUGCCGAGAGUUUCCGGUUAUUUCCGCAAAGCUGCUGAAGUGGAGGAGAAAAAUGCCGAAACACUGCUCAAUUAUCAAACCGAACGAGGGGGUCAUUACUGCGCCAAGGAUAUCCAGAAACCCAGAACAGAUGAGAUCAGGAACACUCGGCAGGCAUUGGAACUUGCUCUCCAUCAAUGGAAAAUGAUGGCGACUUUCCUGGAGGAGCUGUACUGGCUGAGCAAGGGGAGCAAGGACCCUCACACAGCCAGCUUCAUCAGGAAACAGCUGCUCGCCCCCAAAAUACAACAGAUUAAAGUGGCCGGCGAUCUGAUCACCAACGCCAACAGGCUGGGCUGUACAAAUGAGGGGGAGAGCAGCUUUGGGGAGUACUUGAUCGACCGGCUGCAGGAAGAGUUGGACGGAUCUGCUUGAGAUUGUGAUCCCAGUAUGUUCGACUAGCCCGAAACCAAAGAUCCCAGUUCCGCUCCCCACAAUAUUUCCCUGAGCCCACUCCCUCCCUUUGUAGAAUUACUCUGGCCUCUACUUCCUCAAAUGGGUCCAUUACUAACGACAGCAACUGAGCAGUAUGUAGUAAUUUUGUAUCACAGUCAAUGUACUUUACAUGUAGUCUGUGAAGCGCUUUGAGACAUCUCAACGACGUGAUCAGGUGCUAUAUCAAAUACAAGAAUUAUUAUUUCAAUCCACGACUGUUUGUGGGACACUGCUGUGUGCAAUUGGCUGCCAUGUUUCACCCACAAAAUAUAGAGUCAAUUCACUUUAAAGUGUAUCCAGUGAAGCGCUUUGAAACGUCUUGAAGACUGAUAAGGAUAUAGAUGAAAUGCAAGGAUUAUUAUUAUUAAAACAGGUCAAGCGAACAGUUUUAAGCAACCCUUAUGAUGGACUCAACAACUCAAUUGUCCAUGGAUCCCUUUGGUUAAGAGAACCUCUAGUCUUACGAUUCUUUUAUAUUCCCAUUUACCCCCCAAAAAGGCACAGAUUGGAGGCAAGUGUUGAAAAGCUCGACCCUUUUCACAAAGGUUUUCCCCAGACAUGCGUCCGUUUCAAAUGAAGUAAAUAUUGUUUGAGGGUACAACACAAGAUUUAAUCUGAUUGAGAUUUUUUUUUGCAAGAUUUAAAAUAGUAAUAAUAAUAAUCCUU